Molecule: messenger RNA, 2305 nt
Organism: Bolinopsis microptera
Lineage: Eukaryota; Metazoa; Ctenophora; Tentaculata; Lobata; Bolinopsidae
Product: ATP-dependent zinc metalloprotease YME1L1-like
Exons: 14
Coding region: 143-1996 (617 amino acids)
Biological process (GO): proteolysis
Molecular function (GO): ATP-dependent peptidase activity; ATP hydrolysis activity; ATP binding
Source: RefSeq, a predicted model, not a curated record
AGAUGUUCACAGUCUCAAUCCUGAUAAAAUGUACUGAGAGGUGAAAUUGUACAAUAUAGCUACUACAGUUAUAAGUGUCUGAUAUGCAGAGGAAAAUUUCUUGAAAUUGUACAUUACAAGAGUGUUUCAUUUGCUACAGAUAAUGCUAAAUGGUGGGCGACUUGCCUUGAGAAAUAUAAAUCAUCAAUGCAGAGCUGCAAUAAACAGACAUGGGUACCCUCAAAGUGUAUUGCUUAUCAAGCACCACUACCAAACAAGACGAGAAGAAACAGACAAACUAGAACAACACGCUAACAACAACCCGGGUGAUGCGCAUGCGCAGCACGUGUUCUUACAGUCCGUUAUGGUCCAGGAUCCUGCUUUUGUGAUCAGGAGGAUUGAAAGUGGGAAGUUUGCUCUUAACAAAGAGUCGAUCCAGACAUAUGAGCGAGCAAGAGAGUUGACCGGCAUGAAACUUAUUGUCAACCCUAAUAACCAACCUCACGCUCCACCGCUAUUUAUCACGUUUAUUGUAGCGGUGAACGACAUAAUAAGAAAGAUAAUAAUGUUUGUAGUUGUUCCUUAUCUUCUCUAUCUGUUCAUCACCAAUCUUUUCCCACGGAUGUCCCAAGGAGGACCAUUUUCAACUAAAGACUAUCUGGCAACAAUCCCUACACAAACAUUUGACGACGUUGCGGGGAACAACGUAGCAAAGAAGGAAAUGCAGAACCUCGUUACAUUCCUGACUGAACCGGAGAAGUUUGCUGCCAUGGGGUGUAAGAUUCCGAAAGGAGUUCUACUUUCCGGACCCCCCGGUGUUGGUAAAACACUGUUAGCUAAAGCUCUUGCUGGCGAGGCUUGUGUUCCUUUCUUCUUUGCGUCAGGAUCAGAGUUUGAUCAGAUGUUCGUGGGUAUGGGAGCUAAGCGUGUGAGAGGUUUGUUCAAAGCUGCUAAAGAAGCUGCUCCCUCCAUCAUUUUCAUAGACGAGAUUGAUACCGUCGGAAUGAAACGAGGAUUCUCGGGUAACAGAGCUACAAUAAACCAGCUGUUAGCGGAAAUGGACGGUUUUAAUGAGCAGGAAGGGGUAGUAGUAUUAGCUGCAACUAAUGACCCUGAUGCGCUGGAUGACGCGCUUGUUAGGGAGGGAAGAUUUGAUAAUAAGAUCACUAUGCUGUCCCCUUCUAACAAAGACAGAGUGAGCAUUCUGAAGGUGCAUUGUAGGAAUAAGAAAAUAGACGCUGAUGUUGACCUGGAGUACCUAGCUAAAGCUUGUGUAGGCAUGUCCGGAGCACAGCUGGCCACACUGGUCAACACGGCAGGACUACGAGCUUGUCAGAAGAACAAGGAGAAAAUCGACCAGGACGAUCUGGAAUUUGCAAGAGCAAAGGUACUGAUGGGAGGGGUGGACUCUAGUCUUUGCAUAAGCGAGGAAGAUUCUUUCAAGAUCGCAUCACACGAAGCUGGUCAUGCUAUUAUGGAACUUCUUAGGGAGGAAGUAACUGAGAAGAAGAUCUACCUAGCAACGAUAGAACCACGUGGUGUGACGAUGGGUCACGUGUUCAGCGUAUACAAACAAGACACAUACGCUAUCGACAACGACCAACUGAUCGCGUUUAUUGAUAUUGGUUUCGGUGGUAGGGCUGCUGAGGAAGUCCUCCACGCAGGGGACAAGGGAGAGAUAACUACAGGGUGUGCUGCAGAUAUGAGUAACAUCACCAGAUUUGCUCGUAUACUUAUCGAGGAGAAUGGUUAUAGUUCUAAACAAGGAUUUGUGAGAUACUCCGACUCUGAGAUGAAGAACAUUGAAACUAACGAGAUGAUUCAGGGGGAGAUCAAGGCUCUUCUUGAUGAACGCUACAAAGCAGUGAAGGGAGAGUUGUCGAAGCACAAAGUUCAAUGGGCAAGACUUAGAGAUUUCCUAAUCGAAUACAAAACUUUAACUGGAGAGGAAUGCAGAACAAUAUUUAAAGGAGGCCGGCCUUCCAGACUCCCCAGCGAGGGACUCCCUUCUUCUUGACAUAAUUUAACUUUUACCCAAUCAAGAGGUCGUUCAAGAAAAUGAUCAGUAUGCGAGGUAUCAGAGAACACUGUUUAAUUUAUUGUCUGGGUGAAUGCUUCAUUGUCAUCCCUGACCUGUUUACCGCUACGGGUGGUAAAAAUAAAAUUGAACUUCUGCGCACGUCGGGACUAAUAAGGAACCAAUACGACCCACAGUCAACUUACAACUGUCCUCAAUCAUUGUGAUAAUCCGUUUGGAUAUUUACAUCACGCUAGCUUGAAAAUUAUUCCACAUUUGCAGAGAUAUUCGUGACCGUUUUAUAUUUCA